Messenger RNA from Ixodes scapularis (black-legged tick), 2404 nucleotides. RefSeq lists its product as uncharacterized. Bases 113 to 640 code for a protein of 175 amino acids. The transcript is spliced from 4 exons. Lineage: Eukaryota; Metazoa; Arthropoda; Arachnida; Ixodida; Ixodidae. The record is from RefSeq and is a predicted model, not a curated record.
CCUCCUUGUGGACGCCUGGACAAGCCUAACCAGGCACGUCAUCAACGUCCACAAAGACCAUCCUGGGAUAUACACCCGGUGCUUUCAUGCGCCCAUUGAAGAAGGCGAAUGGAUGGAGCCAGAAACGCCUGCCCAUGCAAAGUUUGUGGACAUCGUGACGAGGAAGCAGCUGCUGAAGGACCUGCAACAGCUGUCCCCGGACACACAGACUUAUGCCCUGGAGUCUUACCACAGUGUCCUGAACGGCUUCGCAGCGAAAGCGUUUGCCUUCAGCACAGGAGGCAUGGUCGCCAGAACGCGCGUUGCAGCGCUCCACUACAACGAAAACAGCAGCAGGGGCCAGGCCAUCACACAAGCGGGUGAGAUGCAGUGGAAGAUGACAUCUCCCAAGGCAAGGAAGGGACACCACAGCGUCAAUCCCAGGAUGACAAAAGCCACAUAUGAUUACGUCGCAAAGCUCCUGACUCGGUCUGUGGAACUCUGCAAGACAGCGCUGCCCCUGAAGGAAGCUUUCAAGCUUGAUGCGGAGACACCACGUCCACCCUGCAUGAGCGAGAGCUUCGAAAGGCCGUCAAAGGAAGACCUUGUUGCAGCCAGGCUCAGCCGUUUUGCAAAACAAGUGGCAAGCAUAACCGGGUGACUUAGCACGAGCGAGUUUAGUCUUGUGAAACCUGCUGUUAGGGUUCUUGUCUUGAUUGCUUCCAGGAGCUGUCAAUGCAGUAACACUUUCACUCCAAGACUCGUUGAUGGAAUGAGUGGUGUCGUCGUAAGUGCCACUCAGCUUGUUAUGAUGCCACUCAUUUUUACAAGCUUUUGAAUGCGGAGCAAAGACCGACUUUAUUACCACGAUCGUGGCUCCACUCGAGGUGCUGCUUAGCAUCAGGACUUCUGGGUACCUUAAGUGUUAGUCGACAAUAACGAUGAAGACCUGCUGCUAAUGAAACAGGUCCGCACCAGCGACGGUCCCAUGGGCGAGCAGGGUUGCCAGACGAAAUGAGCUGUUCUGCCAGUUGCGCUCUUUUCUUGGCACAUUAUUCGCAGACACUCACCAGGGAUGCGAUCUGUGCAUUGAUGCCUGGCCACCAGGCAGAGUCAUGAGCUCAGCACUUGCACUUGACAACUCCGUGGUACCUGUCAUGUAUCACCCUCAUUAUUGUUGAUCGUAACUCGGCAGGUAUGAGGAGCCUCGAGCCCUUCGGAAGAAGUCCUUUGCAAAGCGACAGCUCGCCUUGGAGAGACCAAUACUUGGACAGAUUGAGGGGCAGCUUGUGCUUCUUCGGCCAUCCAACCUCACAAUACCAUGUGAGUGUACAGCACUCUCCGUCAGUCUGUUGCAUAGCUUGGAUUUUCUUGGGGUGAAGUGGGAGGUCAGCAGACGCGUCUUCCAGUGCUGCAAUUGCAAAGGUGUCCGGGGAGCCCUUCCCUUGUCUUCAGACCCAGUUCUCUGUGGAGCUCUAGGGGGUGUGUCUGCCAUUGCCAGUAGUUUCCCCGGCACAACUGGUACUGCAUCAGCUUUAAACGAAGGCGCUGGAUGCGGGGAGGACGUCCCUACGCUGAGCUGCAAACCACGUAUGAGCUCGUCAAAACGUUCAGCCACGCCGCUGCCAAAGCCGUAUCCUCCGUCUUGCUGUGGCAGAUCUCUGUCGGGGUCAUGGCCCAAGAUGCAAAGGCAAAUGCCCUUCUUUCUCCAGAAGGUUGGUCUUGAAGGAGUAUGGCAUCGAGACCAAAGGAGCUGGCAUCUGCCGAAACUGUUGUGGGGUACACUGGGUUGUACUUGGCGAGACAGCAGUCUGAACUCUGGAAGUUCUUCGCGCGUAGGAAUGCUGCUGCCUGUUCGGAACCCCAGCCCCAUACAUCUGUUGCUCUUCGACAAAAGUGCUCGGGGAUGCGCGGCACGAAAUGUGCAACAUGGUUUACCAUUUCAAGUAAUCUUCGCACACCUGUGACACUCUCAGGCCUUUCCGUCACCUGUACAGUCUGAAUCUUCCUGAGAUCCGGCUUCACGCCUUCUGCUGAUAUGACGACUCCAAGGAAGUUGACUGCGGACACUCCAAACACACAUUUAUCUUUUUUGAGGGUGAUGCCUGCCUUUGAUAGUCGGGAGAGCACUUGACUGAGUUGCGUGUCGUGCUCCUCUUGCGUCCGUCCAAAGACAAGUAUGUCAUCAAUCAUGUUGAUGCACCUGUCUUGUCCUCUCAGAAUGCAUGCCAUUUGCUUCUGGAAGUAUUCUGGUGCCAACGUAAAUCCAAAAGGCAAACAGCAGAAGCAGAAGCGGCCAAAGGAAGCGAUGAAAGCGGUGUACUCCUGACUUUCCUUGACAAGUUAUACCUUCUGAAAUCCAAAAAUAGCGUCCAACUUGGCAAACACCCUCUCUUUACUCAAAAGUCCGAGAACUUGGUUCACU